This is a messenger RNA of Bipolaris maydis ATCC 48331, 1110 nucleotides long. RefSeq lists its product as uncharacterized. The record is from RefSeq and is a predicted model, not a curated record. NCBI's taxonomy places the organism in Eukaryota, Fungi, Ascomycota, Dothideomycetes, Pleosporales, Pleosporaceae.
AUGUCGAAACCAAAGGUUCUUAUCGUUGGUUGCGGCGCCGUGGGCUUAAGUCAGGGUUAUCACCUCUCUGCCGGUGCAGACAUCACCUACCUUGUACGGCCUGGGCGCAAACCAGCAUUUCUAGCCCCGAAACAGCUCUACGCCUACAAGACGGAUAAACUGCAUACUUUCUCGUCGUACCGUGUCAUUGAGUCGGUUGCCGAGGUUAAGGGCGAGACCUUUGCUUUUAUUUUCGAUACUUUGGAUGGACACACCGCACGCUCUGAGAAUGGAGUCGCAACGAUCCGCUCCGUAGGCGAUCUUAUCAACGAGCCGCAGAAUGAGGAGUGCUUUGUCAUUUUCGAUGCUGUCGGCCUAGACAUAGACGAACACUACAUGAGCAAUCUACGCGUCCCGAAAUCUCGCCUUUCAAUGGCGUUAAGCAUGAUUGCCCAUCAACCUACGCCCCAGAUCUCGAUACCUGCUACAGCAAGCAAAGAUCUUGUAGCCAAGGCGGAUAUGCUGUAUACUACGACGAUGCCCGGUGUAGGCCUUAUGAUAGGCAACACACAACCCGCACUCGUCAACAAAGUCUCUGCGAUCUACAACAUAAAUGGCGCGCUGACCACUAAAACUAUUCCUGCCUUUAUCAUUGCCCCGUUUCAGUCCGUUGUGCUCCUUCAUCUGGUCGUCUGGGACAUUGGCGGUUCUGGACCGUUCUCGCACCUCCGUUCUAACAGCGAACUGUGGAGCUUGCUUCUGCGGGCUCAGACGGAAAUUCUACGACUUCCACGCUACGGCUGGACGGGCUGGUUUCUUUCGCUUGUAAUGGGGAGCUGGGCGACGGAGAAGGUGAUGACGACACCUGCGGAAGGCUCGAAGCCGCUUGUUUAUCAUGAGUUCAAUGCAUUUCAUCAUGGGGGUAAAGUCGCGAAGCAGGAUCUUAUGAUUUUGGAAGAGACACUGGAUGACGGGGAGAAGUCAGGAACGAAGAUGGAAUCAUUGCGGGAGAUUAUAUUGGAGAUCGUUAGAAAAGCUGCGCAGCAUGUCUAUCACAACGCUUCCUCUCGCUCUGCCAUGCUCUCCGUCUGGCAAGACCGCAACAACCUCGUGUUCCCCAAUCCUGCCUAG